This is a messenger RNA of Misgurnus anguillicaudatus (oriental weatherfish), 4439 nucleotides long. The record is from RefSeq and is a predicted model, not a curated record. Lineage: Eukaryota; Metazoa; Chordata; Actinopteri; Cypriniformes; Cobitidae.
UAAACAACACAGGGGACAUAAAUAUAUAUAUAUUUAUAAAACUCAUCACAGUUGAACCGUAAACAGAACAAAGUCAUUAAACUCCAUGACAACCAUACUGUAGAACUUAUCGUUGUCAUAGAGACAUUAUGACAUCACAAUCGGUGCCUAUAAAACGCUCAGCCAGAUGAAACUGGUAUCAUUUGACUGAUCUGAACGCUUGCCUUUGGUUGACUCCGAACGCUACUGUACAGAUUAUCAAGUGAAUUUGCAGACUUUCAAAUAGUUCGCAACUUUAAACUGCUUGACGCACUGUGUACGGACAGACAGUUUACUUAGAUUUCAACCCUCUGUGAACCGAGUCUAAGCACAGUUAAGUCUGCAGUUAUCUUUUCACAUCAUGUUUCGUCCUGUAACACCAUUGUCCGACAAGGACAUGGAAGGAGCAGAUGUUGAAAAUAUGGAUCUGCCGAAUGCUGUGCCGAACUUUGACUAUGUCCCUGAUUUCGGACUUUCGUCACAAGUCGGGCGCGCUGCCGGUUGUUUAAAUCCAUUUGAAGGAGGAGAGGAGGAGGAGGAGAUGGUGGAUGUUUAUCCAACACAUGAGGCGAAACGCCAAAAAGUGUUGGGAUGGAGAUGUGAUGAUGGUGGAAUGGAUUUUGUCCUACCAAGUGCGGUCCCUGACAUUGUCCCGAACAACGGACAUUUGUUAGACAGACGCGCCGGGAGUUCACAUCCACGAGGAGGAGUAAAGGAGUUUACUCCUGCAUUUGAGGAGGCGAACAGCCCCACAGAAAAAUGCGAGAAUAAAUUAUUGAAAUCAUUAAAGAAGGGAUGGAAUAAAGUAAAGCAGCCAUUCCUUCAUAAUGAUAAAGUGGAAACACUGAUUCCUUCAGAGCUUAAUGCAGAUUCAGAUAAUCCUAAUGUAAAGGAUGAUGCUGCUCUGGCGAGCUCUGAAUUAAACAAUAAGAUCAAACCGGAAAAACAACGAAUGGCAUUCUUUGACUGUCUCUGGAGGGGCAAGGUGGAGUCAGUGCCGACUCCCCUGCUUAAAGCGGAUCCAGCUAUCCCUGAUGUUAGGGAAGUUGUUGAUCUUGCAUCACAGUCAAAGACCUACGUUGGUCCGAAGAAGCAGAAAGAAAAGGCUUCAAAGAGCCGCAAAUCUAACCUCCAGGGAGAAAAAGUGACUGUUGUGCCAACUCAACAGCCCAAGGCUAUUUCAGAUAUUCCUGUUGGCAUGGAUGUUCCUGCUCUGGCCGGCCCCCAAUCAAAACCAAAGAUUCGUCCGGAUAAAUGCAUGACAUUGACGCAACGCUUCUUUGGAUGCUUCCGGAGGGGCAAAGUGGAGUCGAUGCCGACUUCACAGAUUGAGGCCGAUCCAGCUAUCCCUGAUGCCAGGGAAGUUGUUGAUCUGGCAGAUUCUCAAUCGAAGAGUGUUGGCUUAAAGCAACAAAAACAAAAGGCUUCAAAGAGCCGCUCAUUUCACAACCCUUGGAGUAAAAAAGGGAAGAGUAAAGUGAAAAAAGAUGUCAAUCCAGCUAUUCCUGAUGCCAUGGAUGAUGUGGAUCUGGCCAGUUUUGGUGGCAUCGCUGCAGCCAAUGCCAGGCUACAGACGUUAGGUGCCAUUCCAGAGAAUAUUGGGUUAAAAGGUGGUGGAAAUCCUGACCCAAAUAAAGCAAAAAAUCCUGGGUCAAAAGAUGUUGGAAAUCCUGAGGCAAAAGGUUGUAAAAAUCCCAGGCCAAAAGCUCUUAAAGCUCUUGAAAAUCCCAGACGUUUUUGGGGUCCUAACCCAGGUAGAUUUGUAAUUCCCACACCAAAAGCUUUUGAAAAUCCCACACGUUUUUGGGAUCCUAACCCAGGUAGAUUUAAAACUCGCAGACGAAAAGUUGUUGGAAAACCCGCACGUUUUUGGAUUCCUAACCCAAGUAAAUUUAAAAUUCCCACACCAGAAGCUUUUGAAAAUCCCAGAGGUCCAUCGCCAGAAGAUGAUAAAGUUGUCAGGCCAAAAGCUUUUGAAAAUCACAGACGUGUUUGGAUUCCUAAACCAAGUAGAUUUAAAAUUCCCACACCAAAAGCUUUUGAAAAUCCCAGAGAUCCCUCGCCAGAAGAUGAUAAAGUUGUCAGGCCAAAAGUUAUAGAUGUUGUUCAACAAGCUUUUGAACCGCCAAGCGAGAAGAAACGAGUUAAUCGCUCAGUGCCAAGAGGUCCCACACCAAAAGCUUUUGAAAAUCCCAGAGAUCCCUCGCCAGAAGAUGAUAAAGUUGUCAGGCCAAAAGUUAUGAAUGUUGUUCAACAAGCUUUUAAACCGCCAAGCGAGAAGAAACGAGCUAAUCGCUCAGUGCCAAGAGGUCCCACACCAAAAGCUUUUGAAAAUCCCAGAGAUCCCUCGCCAGAAGAUGAUAAAGUUGUCAGGCCAAAAGUUAUGAAUGUUGUUCAACAAGCUUUUAAACCGCCAAGCGAGAAGAAACGAGCUAAUCGCUCAGUGCCAAGAGGUCCCACACCAAAAGCUUUUGAAAAUCCCAGAGAUCCCUCGCCAGAAGAUGAUAAAGUUGUCAGGCCAAAAGUUAUGAAUGUUGUUCAACAAGCUUUUAAACCGCCAAGCGAGAAGAAACGAGCUAAUCGCUCAGUACCAAGAGGUCCCACACCAAAAGCUUUUGAAAAUCCCAGAGAUCCCUCGCCAGAAGAUGAUAAAGUUGUCAGGCCAAAAGUUAUGAAUGUUGUUCCACAAGCUUUUAAACCCCCAAGCGAGAAGAAACGAGCUAAUCGCUCAGUGCCAAGAGGUCCCACACCAAAAGCUUUUGAAAAUCCCAGAGAUCCCUCGCCAGAAGAUGAUAAAGUUGUCAGGCCAAAAGUUAUGAAUGUUGUUCAACAAGCUUUUAAACCGCCAAGUGAGAAGAAACGAGCUAAUCGCUCAGUACCAAGAGGUCCCACACCAAAAGCUUUUGAAAAUCCCAGAGAUCCCUCGCCAGAAGAUGAUAAAGUUGUCAGGCCAAAAGUUAUGAAUGUUGUUCAACAAGCUUUUAAACCCCCAAGCGAGAAGAAACGAGCUAAUCGCUCAGUGCCAAGAGGUCCCACACCAAAAGCUUUUGAAAAUCCCAGAGAUCCCUCGCCAGAAGAUGAUAAAGUUGUCAGGCCAAAAGUUAUAAAUGUUGUUCAACAAGCUUUUGAACCGCCAAGCAAGAAGAAACGAGCUAAUCGCUCAGUGCUUAGAGAGCCUUUUGAUUCUAUAUAUCAACUCUUGUAUGAAGUGCUUGGGCAAGGGUGCGGUGGCAGAGUGUACAAAGGGAUCCGUAUAUCGGAUAACACUCCGGUUGCCAUCAAGCAAAUAAACAAACGAAAGUAUGAAAGGACUCUUCAGAUUCCUGGAUACCCCAAACCACUUAUUACAGAAGUGGCGCUGAUGCUUAAGUUAAGAGAUGCGCCCUCAUGCCCCAAUGUCAUACAGAUGUAUGACUGGUACGACACUAAACACUUUUACACGCUCGUGUUGGAGUACCCACUGCACAGCGAAUCCUUGUGGGAUUUUGUUACAAAUCAUAGAGGACUUAGGGAAAAUACAGCAAGACAUCUCAUGCGUCAGGCGGUACUGGCAGUGAAACACUGUCUGGAUAAUGGAGUUUUUCACACCGACCUCCAUGCCAGUAACUUCUUGGUGCAGCAAUCAACAAUGAGCCUGAAGUUAAUUGACUUUGGGGCUGGACAUUAUCUGACGCAUGAGGCAUAUAAGACCUCCGACUUUGUAGGAGCUCCAUGUUGCACCCCGCCUGAGAUCAAAACAGCUAAGAAAUUCCACGCCGUGCCAGCAAACGUCUGGGCCUUAGGUACUGUGCUGUACUUCAUGGUGCUUGGAUCUUUGCCCUGUCUUUUAAACGACUUUAAUUCCGGGUGUCUGAAGACAAAUGAGAAGGAUUUAUCAAAGGAAAUCUGUGAUCUGUUAAGUUGGUGCCUGGCCCUGAAUCCAAGUGAUCGUCCGACGCUCAAGCAGAUCUUAGAUCAUGACUGGUUUAAAACUAAGUCUGACAAAGAAGAGCUACUCGUGUACAAAAUCAGGGCAAUAUCCACACAAAAAUGAAAAGGAUGAAGCUGAAUGACUGAAGGAGAGGGGAAAUGAUUGGAGAUACUGUUUUCAUCAUCCUGAGACGUAUGGAGUUUGAAGGAGGUUGUAUUUCAGACUUCAUGAACACAGACCGCUGGCUGAACAUCUGAUGCAGAUCCUGUCUCAUCCUUGAACACAUUAAAAAAAAAUCAAUUCUUAAUGUUUUUAUUUUUCAAAGUUGUAAAAUAAAGUAUCUAAUAUAUAGUAAGUUCUCUAUAGAAUCAGCUAUGUCUGGCUCUCUCUCGGGUUUUUUUUCUCCUAGGAGUUUAGGGAGUCAGGUUUAUGAAUGUAAAGCUGCUUUGAAAUAAUUAAACAAUUGUGAAAAGUGCUACAGUAUAUAAAUAAAAUUGAAUUGAAUAUGGAA